Messenger RNA from Culex pipiens pallens (northern house mosquito), 1497 nucleotides. Its product is annotated as zinc finger protein 391-like. Gene Ontology annotation, molecular function: DNA-binding transcription factor activity, RNA polymerase II-specific; RNA polymerase II cis-regulatory region sequence-specific DNA binding; zinc ion binding. Bases 49 to 1470 code for a protein of 473 amino acids. Gene Ontology annotation, biological process: regulation of DNA-templated transcription. The record is from RefSeq and is a predicted model, not a curated record. Gene Ontology annotation, cellular component: nucleus. NCBI's taxonomy places the organism in Eukaryota, Metazoa, Arthropoda, Insecta, Diptera, Culicidae. The transcript has 2 exons.
CUCGAGACAGACUGUCGCUUCGAGACCAUUCCGGCGAAAACAACAACAAUGUAUCGGAACGCCAUCAACGAUCCGCACCAGUGUCGGCUGUGCCUUCGGGUGUGCGAGGACGCCUUCCUGGAGAGCAUCUUCAGCGAGAGCGAGUACAGCAUCGCGCACCAGAUCUUCGAGUGCACCUCGAUCCGGGUGACCCGCCAGGACAACCUGACCAAGAUCUGCAGCAACUGCGCGGCGCUGCUGUUCGUGACCACCGAGUUCCGGAACGCGUGCUUCAAGACGAACCGCCUGCUGGCGGAGGACUUUGUCAUCCUGGAGGUGGGCGAGUGGACGGAGCCGGCAAGCCGGGCCGCGCUCGCCGAGUGCUCCCAGCUGAUUGUGAAGCACCGGCAGCAGGUGGACUAUCUGUACGCGAGCGUCGUCCCGGACUCGGAGGCGUACCUGGCUGGAUCGCUGGCGAUCGAGCGGGAGCUGUUCAACUCGGCGACGGAAAAGGAGCAGAAGCUGGUGAACGACGGGGACGGUCGAGCUGAAGCGAGGCUUGUCAGCGCAGAGCUGGAAGCGGAAGAACCCGAUCCGGAGAUCAUUCAGGAAAUCACCAAGUUCUUGGAGGAGCAGCAAACCAUCGACGGUGGGAACCUCUGCGAGAUCUGCAGGUUGGACGAUGCGAAGCCAGGGGAAGUCGAGAAGAACAAACGUCAACAACGCGUCUGUGGAAUGUGCCAGCAGAUGAUCUGUCUUGUAAGUGCUUGGCAGAGCUUGGCACGACGAAGCGGUAGGAGACGCCCGGCGACGAACGCUUCAACCAGACUGCAAACGAUACAGGAAGCGCUGAGGCACGUUUCGAAGCUUCUGGAUGGACUGCAGGCUCUCCUUCGGAAGAGCGACACUGUAAAACCAGCAAUCAAGCAGAAAACUUCAAGAAAUCGGAAGAAAGUCACCUGCACGCAAUGUGGCAAGCAGGUUGACAGCUGGAAGCUGAAGGCACAUCUGAACGAGCAUGAAGCCAAGAAACCCUUCCGGUGCGAGCAGCCGGGCUGCGACAGUGCGUUCAGCGGAGCCGACCUGUUGAGGCGACACCGCAAGGUGUGGCACACCGACCACUUCUACAAGAGCUGCCCGAGCUGCGGCAAGCGGUGCAAGACGCAGGGCAUCUACAAGACGCACGUGUCGUACCACGAGGAGCCGAAGCUGCCGUGCGAGGUGUGCGGGAAGCUGAUGCGGAACCAACGCGCCAUGUGGAAGCACCGCAAGUCGCACGAGAGUCCCGAGCAGCGGAAGCAUGUGUGCGAGGUGUGCGGCAAGCGGUUUGCGGUGGCGUACACGCUGCGGGUUCACCGCCGGACGCACACCAACGAGAAACCGUAUCCGUGUGGGAGCUGCGAGAAGCGGUUCCAGUACAAGUGCUUGCUCAAGAAUCACGUCGAGAGGCAUCACAAGGGGGAGGUUGAGGGAGCGAAGAGGGCGGAAUAAAGAGACGAUGGAUCCGAUUUUCCUUUC